AUGGGACCUAAAAAGCGAAGAAGUGCGUUUUACAAACCGCCAAUACCAAAGAGAUCACGUCUAUCGGUUGAGCCGAUUGAAACUAUUAUGGAAAAGCAAGAGGAGAAAAAGAAAUCACAGGUUUUAUCUAGUCUUUCUAGCAAGACCCGUCCAACACAGUCAACGCGUCCAAUAAACGGGAAAACCACUACCAUAAACAAUAUCAGAAAGUCUGUUUUACAACCAAGGUCUUCGUCAGCGCCGGCAUCACCUGUAAAGCCAGCAGUAACACGUACUCGGGCGGCAGCAGCAGCUAAGGGGGCAACAUCAUCUACAACUAAGACAACGACGGCGACGACUACUUCGACAACAUCUGCGAUCGCAGCAGCUGUGGAAAAGAGCCGUGCAGAACAAGAAAGCCUUGCAUCGCGUAAAAUCCUAUACACACCCAGUGUUCCUGCACGGACACGGACACUGAUAGAAAGCUCAUCUGAAACCAAUAAGACUGCGAGUUUCUCUGCGCCAACAACACCAGCGCGGCCUGGGUUAGUUGAUGAUAAACUUGUAAUAAAUCUUGAAGAAAGCGAGGAAGAAGAGGAAGUGGAUGGGAAAGAAGAAGAGGAAGAACAAGAAGAACAAUAUGAUGAAGGUGACGAAGAAGAAGAAAAUGAUGAUGAGGGAGACGAAGAAACGUGGAAGCAAAAGUAUUAUGCGCUUGUAAAGUUACGGACCACAGAUGCUGAAAAAGGUUUACAAGAGUACGUUGCUGCGCAGAAACAAAAAGAGUCAUUAUUUUCAAAGCUACAAGAAUAUGAAGCGCGUGUGCAAAAGACAGAAAGGGCUCGGUGGGAUGGGCUCUACGAUAAACUAGAUGAGCUCAACAAAAGCCUAGGGAAGCCAUUUGUGGAAAGCAAACCAAGAUUUGGUGGAGAAGAUGAAAACAGGCAGAUUUUAGCAUCUUUAGAAACAAUCAAGGCCAAUAUGCAGAAACUACAUACAACACUGGUUCCAAACGAUUCUAAGAAACUUACUGAUAUGCUUGAAUCGUUAAGGAAUGAUGUGAUUGAGAGUCGGAAAGAAUCUGAUCUACUAGGUAAACCAGGAGGAGAUGUCAUGACAGAGACUUUACAAAAGGAAAUCACAGCUGCAGUGAAGCGCGGGGUCGAGUCAUCGUUAGCUGAAUUAAGGAUGCAAAUGCGCAGCGAUGAGGGAUGCGUGGAACAUCGCAACAUCAUCACAUUGCUGUGUUUGUUUGCAGGGAUAGCCAUAACAAGUAUUCGUCAAACGUCAACAAGUACAGUCUACGAAUGCUUAAGUCGCGGCAAGGCAGGUGAGUUCGUGUACUGGUUAUCGGUGUCUCGUGAGGCUCCGGAAGGUGUGGAAAUCAAAGCUGGAGAUGAUGUACGGUUAUAUGAAUACUGGGAUAACUUUUCAAUUGACUACAUGCCGGUGGACGUUGCCAGUAACCGGGCGAUUUUCCAAAAACUGCCGCAGUAUUUUCAGGAAAAUAUUGCGUUUGGGAGUUUGGUGGUGAGUAUUAUGGAUAUUCUAUGA
Messenger RNA from Magnusiomyces paraingens, 1533 nucleotides. RefSeq lists its product as uncharacterized. The transcript has a single exon. The coding region runs from base 1 to 1533 and encodes 510 amino acids. NCBI's taxonomy places the organism in Eukaryota, Fungi, Ascomycota, Dipodascomycetes, Dipodascales, Dipodascaceae. Gene Ontology annotation, molecular function: protein binding. The record is from RefSeq and is a predicted model, not a curated record.